GGGAAAUCAAAUAAAAUGUACAAGGGCCCUGCAUUACUUCGAUUUCUAAAAACCGCAGUCCCAUCUUUUCGCCCUCAUUCCCCAACCUUGCAUUAAUCUUGGCCUUUCGGUGACCGGCGAUGUCAACGUAAAACCAGGCAAGGUUCCCAGGGUGAGUGUUCACAACGCAAUUCCUUUCGCUACAAUACACCCGUCUGUCCGAUUGAUCUUCUGUCUUGAUUAUAUGUACUCGUCCUGCCACGUUCUUCGCCUAUUAUAAGCCUUGUCUAUGUCACGGUCCCGGGACUUGGACGACGAUACCGACAUGGCCAUUUCGUAUGCAAGCAGGGCACCGGCCGGUCACCCUCAAACGCUUCCAUCAUUUCGCGAACUCCUCCCACCGCACCUCCAUGAAGAGAUCGACUCCUCCCCGUCAUACUAUGCCUCCCGUCACCAAUCGCAGGAGCGGCCUUCCUCCGGUCAUGAAAUGGCAGCCGACCCCAGGUCAAUGCCCGGCUUCUCUCCCAGUGUCUCUUCGAAAGCACCUUAUGGUGAACAUUCCCGCGAAUAUACAACCCGUGCAGGCGAGCACUCACCCCGACCGAUGAGCGAUCACCUAUCCAUGAGACUUGGGGAUCAUGCCUCGCGAGGCCCUAGUCCGAUUCUUCCACCCAUACGAGACCUUCAACCCAUGCCAGAUAGGAAAGGAUACCCUGACAAUAGAACGGCCGGCCCGCGCUCCGACCCGUUUGCACAAGAAUAUCGUUCGGGCCAGCCAGGUCCGAUUUCGGGAGCGAUGGGAGACCGACGAAACGUGGAGCCUUAUACAGCCACAGUAAUGCACGGCCAACCGCCGUAUGGACACCCAGUUAUGCCCUACCCCGGCGAUGCCGAGCAGAUGUCGCCCGGAAUGAUGACGCACCCGCAACAGGCCAACUUCGGCAUUAUGGGUGACCCGAUAGAUCCUAAGACAAAGCGUCGACGGGGUAAUUUGCCUAAACCAGUGACGGAUAUCUUGCGAGCCUGGUUCCAUGAGCAUCUAGAUCACCCAUAUCCUAGCGAAGAGGAUAAGCAAAUGUUCAUGACUCGAACUGGCCUAUCGAUCAGCCAGAUCAGCAAUUGGUUCAUCAACGCACGACGGAGACAGCUCCCAGCACUGCGGAAUCAAAUGCGAAGUGGUGGAGGCGAUGCCGACUCUUCCAGGCACUCUCCAUUUAGCGACGUUGACCAAGAGCCUCUGUCAUCAUCGCACCACUAAGCCCUGAGUUGACAUCGAGCAACGCGCUAACUCGAGUCGUAAAGGGUUAAUUCAUCUCGACACACCAACCCUUCCUUCAUUUGUCUCUCCAUGACCUCUAGAACCCUGGCAUCAGUUCAUGUCUCUUUUGAUCACGGCCUUGAUUUUUCAUUUGUUCGCAUAUCUUUCAACGUUCACGGCGUCGCAACUUCAAGCGUUCAUUUGGCUUACGACUGGGAAAUAACUUCUUCCCGUUUAUCCUGAUUCCAUCUUCAUAUUCCCUUUUCAGUUCAUUUUCACGAUUUAUGGGGUUUGGUACACGGCAAAGAGGGAUAGACUGGCAUUUGGCUUUUGUUUCAUAUUCACAUUUUCCUUUCUCCUGAUGUCUUCCUUGAUAUGUUUCAAGUCUGUUUUACAUUGUUUUACCUUAUUUCUUGCUUCUUUAUAUAGGAUUCCUGCUCUGUGCAUAAGCAAGGCGGAGAGGGUCCCUUCAGACUUCCUGUUUUUGAUACCCUAAUUUUGCUAUGCAUGUUUAUUACCAGACCGACUGUGAAGGGGAAAACGGGUUCUCGGAUCUUGAUAGCAAGGGAAAUUUCACUGGAUGCCAUUUCAUGAUAUUGCUGUUUCCAUCUCUCUCUCUGGUUGCCUAGUCACUUCUCGCAUCGCUCUAAUAUCUACAAUCGCAUCGCGUGCCUUAUGUCGCUAAGUAGGGAG
This is a messenger RNA of Penicillium brasilianum, 1930 nucleotides long. Lineage: Eukaryota; Fungi; Ascomycota; Eurotiomycetes; Eurotiales; Aspergillaceae. The record is from the annotation of a GenBank genome assembly.